GUGAAAGGAAAAACGUCUCUCAGAAGCAAGCAUUUGGAUGGGGCGUGUGAGAAAUCGAUAUGAAGCAGAGGUAGAGUUCUGUCGGAGAAGAGUAAUUGCUGCUAAUGAAUUGAAUUCAACCUCAAUGCCAACAUAUCCAGAAAUAGCCAACCAGUGCACAUCCACAAAAAUUGCUUUUAAUUCAGCUGCAAGAACUGAACUGGCAUGGAGGGGGAAUGAGCCAGCAAAGAUGAGAUAGCCAUUAGCGUCACGAAGAACAGCCCCACCAGAUGCGAGUUGCCGAUUGAUAGAUGCAUCCACAUUCAAUUUUAAGAAGUCAGAGAAAAAUUACCAUCCCGGGAAGGCAUCCAAACAGUGCAAUCAUUCUGAAUAUCAACCAAUUCAAUACCCUGCUCAUGGAUGUUACAAAUGCUUUUCCAUAUGGCUGAAUCAGCUAAUAUUUGUGUUAUACAAGACCGUCACUCGAAGAAGCUGAUUGGAGCGGGUGAGCAGGAGAAUGGACUAUAUUACUUACGGGCCUCAGCAACUAUUCAGUCAGUUCAUACAGAUUUGCUUUCAGGGGAUUUUUGGCACAAGCGACUCGGUCAUCCAUCAUCUCAGGUCAUGAAGAAAUUGUCUUUUAUGAGUGGGAUUGAAGAAGAAGAAGAAGAAGAGAUGGUAUUUUUUUUAAAUGGAUUGAGAGAGCAGCAGCAGCCGACGGGGAAGAUGCGUUCGAGAGCUGCGGCUGAAAAGAAGCAAAUGGUAGAGAUGCUAAGAAGAUGAAGGUUUCACCAAAAUCCUUCUACGUAGUGUGUUAGACUGUUAGAUACAUAGUACUGGCCUGGGGUAUUUUGUUUUCAUAUUCCGUAAUUGUGGGCUAAAUUGUUUGGUUGCAUAAAGUUUUG
Molecule: messenger RNA, 884 nt
Organism: Cuscuta epithymum
Lineage: Eukaryota; Viridiplantae; Streptophyta; Magnoliopsida; Solanales; Convolvulaceae
Source: the annotation of a GenBank genome assembly